Galleria mellonella (greater wax moth) is the source of this 1407-nucleotide messenger RNA. RefSeq lists its product as uncharacterized. NCBI's taxonomy places the organism in Eukaryota, Metazoa, Arthropoda, Insecta, Lepidoptera, Pyralidae. The transcript has 3 exons. The record is from RefSeq and is a predicted model, not a curated record. Bases 1 to 1236 code for a protein of 411 amino acids.
AUGUUUUCAUUACUUACCUUCUUUAUUACAGCACUUAUAAUAACAACAAGUACUCCAAUUGAUUCUAGUUUAGUACCUAUUUUAGAAAUUCCAAAAUAUAACUUAUAUUCUAUCACAAGCUAUAGAAGUCAACAAGAAACAAGAAAACAAUUUCAUGAUUCCAUAAAAAUUCUAUUAAAUAAUACGAUAGAUUUUGAUGGAACAACACAUUUGCUGUUAACUAAGAAAUUGAGGAAUUGGGAUAAAAUUAACAAAAUGGAAACGGAGUUCGAAAAAGUUAUAAGAAUGAUAGGCGUAAAAUAUGAUUACAAGAGAGACAUGUUUUGGAGGACGUGGCGAGAUGUUACAUUUGCGAAUGGCACUGAUAACACAGUGAUAUUUUAUAAAUAUCAAAGUAUAAUAAACGAAACCUGUAAACAUUGUUAUGACGGUAUAUUUUGGGUUAUAGAAGAGCCUCCGUGUCCCUACGAGUUUUUGUCAGUAAUUAACAAAGAUAAAUUAUGUGCAAUCAGCUGGUUUCAAUUAAACAAUAUCACUUCAAAAUGUCCGUUACUGAUAUCAUUUUCGGAUCUAAACACCUGUGACAAUCCCAUCGUUACUAAAUAUAAACUUAGAAGAAUUUAUAAUAAAGUUUCCGAACGUCGCUCAACUGUCAUGUUUAUGUGCAAAUGGCGGGAAGAUUGUGAAUUUUCAACGUUUUACGCGAUAUUCCCCGAAUUUAUACUGUUUCAAAUAAUUAAUUCCACUAAUCAUAUUAUAUACUCAAGAAUAAUGAGAAGCGGUAGAAAAAAUUAUGUGUGCAUUGAAAAUUGUGGUUAUAUGGAUCCAAACUCGAAGAAAAACGUUAAAAAUUAUAAAUCACUACGAAAACAUUUAUUAGAUAAACUACCAAAGACCAAUAAAAUAGAUGAUCAUUUUUUAUUUACAGUAAAUAGUUCUGUUGGUACAUUACAGCAUCAUAUAAGCCGAGAAAAAUUGGCGGGAAAUGUUGAAGACGAUUCAAAACCUAGAAUGGGACAAUUUAGUCUCCAUUCAAUAAUUAAUAAGAUAAAAGUAACGACAAAUUUGAAUAAAGAAUUUGAUUUAAAUGUUGGCACAAAUGAAUUUUCUGAUAGUAACAUUUUAUUUGAUGUAGUAACAAGGGCCAGUACUACAAUUUCAAAUUGUAAAAGAUUAGAAAAAGAAAUGGACGAGUAUUAUGGUAGUGAAUCAGAAGAUUAUUACUAUUUAGAAUAGUUUUUAGCUGGAGAAAGACCAUACAUACUAUCCUAAAUGUUUUUAACGAACGUUGGCAUUAUCUAUUAUUAUUUUAGCAGGGGAGACUUUGUACAAAAGUGUUUGCAUGGCUGUGUUUCGGUUUCAAGGGUGGGAUAUGGCGUGAAUUUACUGGGUACAGAGGAAUAACAC